CUGAUUCUCUCUACUCAUUUCAAGCGUCUAUUUACGUCAUUGUCUGCCUUCGAGUCGUUGGACUGGCGUCUGUCCCUUUGCCGCAUUUCCGGACCGGCUACGGUCUACCAGCUCUCGCCUCAUCAACGAACCCGAGGUCUAUCAAUAUAGUUUCGCAGAAGAAAGCGUGAAUUACUGCCCUUAAAACAAAACCAGUCUAGGUCACUGAGUCAUCAUGUCGAACCCUCUGGAUACCGACGCUGGCUCUGAGAUGCUCAGUAGCUAUGAGACGGAGCUCAACCUCGUCCAAGCCGAUCUAAACCAGAAACUCGAUCAGAUAGCAGAGCUGAGCGGUGAGCAACGCAACUCAACCAUCCGACAGGCGGAACGCGCCCUAGAGGAAGCAACAGAGUUGUUGGAUCAGAUGCGCCUGGAGAAGCAGAAUAUUCCUAGCGCAGCACGAUCGAAAGUUAACACUCGGUUCCGUAACUAUGCAACCGAUAUUGACGAGGCCAAACGCAAACUCAAAUCUCUCUCCGAUGACCGAAAGGCGCUCUUUGGUGAUCGCUAUACCGACGACCCACAAGAUGCACAUUUGGAGCAGAGACAGCAACUUCUUUCCGGAACGGAACGCUUAGAACGGAGUUCCGCUCGGCUGCGGGAGAGCCAGCGAAUUGCUUUGGAGACGGAAGGCAUUGGCGCCAAUGUUUUGGCUGAUUUGCAUCAGCAGAGAGAGACUAUUACGCAUACUCAUGGGAUGUUGGGACAGAGCGAAAGUAAUGUGGACAAGAGCAUCAAAACUCUGAAGGGAAUGGCUCGUAGGAUGGCUACGAAUCGGUUAAUAACCAUUGCGAUUAUUACUGUUUUGAUACUAUUGAUUUUUGCUGUUAUCUACAGCAAAUUCAGCUAGACAUCGGGUUCGAGCGGGCUUUGGAUCUGAUUCAUUGGAGCAUAUUGACUUUCUUCUCACGACAGUAGUGGAACGUGUAUGAUAGCACCAUCCAUUCAGCUUUCAUGAUAAUAAACCAGUACUAAUCUUCU
Messenger RNA from Aspergillus nidulans FGSC A4, 1020 nucleotides. Its product is annotated as v-SNARE protein VTI1. Gene Ontology annotation, biological process: vesicle-mediated transport; vacuolar calcium ion homeostasis; vacuole fusion, non-autophagic. Gene Ontology annotation, molecular function: SNAP receptor activity. Bases 215 to 889 code for a protein of 224 amino acids. The record is from RefSeq and is a predicted model, not a curated record. Gene Ontology annotation, cellular component: SNARE complex; bounding membrane of organelle; Golgi membrane. The transcript has 3 exons. Lineage: Eukaryota; Fungi; Ascomycota; Eurotiomycetes; Eurotiales; Aspergillaceae.